Messenger RNA from Petromyzon marinus (sea lamprey), 8076 nucleotides. RefSeq names its product golgi glycoprotein 1 (gene GLG1). Lineage: Eukaryota; Metazoa; Chordata; Hyperoartia; Petromyzontiformes; Petromyzontidae. Gene Ontology annotation, molecular function: fibroblast growth factor binding. Gene Ontology annotation, cellular component: Golgi membrane. The record is from RefSeq and is a predicted model, not a curated record.
CCGAGGUGAGGGGGGGGGUGAAGAGGCAGCAGCAGUAGCAGCGAAGAUGGCGCCGCCAGCGCGACGUGUCCGCCGCGGUGCCGUGAUCAGCACCGCUCUGCUCUGCUGCUUCUUCUUCUUCCUCGCCUCGCUGGGCCUCGUCAACGGCGAGGACAGCAACAACGGUAUCCAGCACGACCGCAACAGAGGCGCGCCGCGCGAGGGCGAGGCGGCUCCCCCCGUUGACGCUGACCAGGCGGUCGGAGUGGCCGUGGCGCAGCCGGCGGCAGGCCGUGGCCCCGACGGGGCGGCUGCGCCUCCCCCCCCCAACAACGCGCCCCGGAGGCCGAUGCAGAAGCGAGGCCCCCAGGGCCCCGCGUGGAAGAUCGCGGAGGAGGCGGCGUGCACCGACGACGUCAAGCACCUGUGCCCCAAGAAUACGUGGGGCAACAACUUCGCGGUGCUCGAGUGCCUGCAGGACAACCCCGAGGUGGACGAUAAGAUAUCCCCGGACUGUCAUCACCUGCUGUGGAAUUACAAGCACAACCUCACGACGGACGAGCGGUUUGACGUGGCGGCGGGGGAAGUGUGCAAGACCGCCCUGCAGGAGCUCAAGGAGUGCCAGGGCCAGGAGCGUGGCAAGGGCUACCUCAUCUCGUGCCUCAUCGACAACCGGCCCAACAUCACCGACUACCAGUGCCACCAGUUUGUGACGCGCAUGACGAGCAUCGUGUUCAGCGACUACCGCAUGAUCUGCGGCUUCGUGGAGAACUGCAAGCAGGACAUCAACCGGCUGCAGUGCGGACGCAUCGGAGCCGACCCCAAGGACCUCCACUCGCAGGGCGCGGUCGUGAGCUGCCUGGAGAAGGCCCUGACGGACGAGAACGAGCAGAACCAGGGUCCGCAUCUCCAGGAGGAGUGCAAGAAGUCGAUACUGCGCGUCGCCGAGCUUUCGUCGGACGACUUCCACCUCGACCGGCAGCUCUACUUCGCCUGCCACAGCGACCGCGAGCGCUUCUGCGAGAAGGUCACCGCCGGGGAGGGCCGCGUCUACAAGUGUCUCUUCAACCACAAGUUUGAGGAUGACAUGACCGACAAGUGCCGAGUGGCGCUCACCAUGCGGCAGAAGCUCAUUACCCAGGACUACAAGGUGAGCUACUCGCUGGCGAAGGCGUGCCGUGCCGACCUCAAGAAGUUCCGCUGCACGGGGGAGAACCUUCCGCGGGCUCGCGAGGCCCGCCUCUCCUACUUGCUGCUCUGCCUCGAGUCUGCGGUGCACAAAGGGCGGCAGGUGAGCAGCGACUGCCAGGCCGAGAUGCUCGACUUCCGGAGGAUGCUCAUGGAGGACUUCUCGCUGAGCCCCGAGAUCAUGCUCAGCUGCCGCGGCGAGAUCGACAGCCGCUGCUCGGGCCUGCACCGCAAGGGCCGCACGCUGCACUGCCUGAUGCGCGCCGUGCGCGGGGAGGACGGCAAGGCGCCGCUCGGCCAGAGCUGCCAGACCGCCCUCCAGGAGCUGGUUCAGGAGGCAAACCCCGGAGCGGACUACCGCAUCGACCGGGCGCUCAACGAGGCGUGCGAGUCCGUCAUCCAGACGGCGUGCAAACACAUCCGCAACGGGGACCCCAUGAUCCUCUCCUGCCUGAUGGAGCACCUGUACACCGACCACAUGGUGGAGGACUGUGAGCAGAAACUCCUGGAGCUGCAGUACUUCAUCUCCAGAGACUGGAAGCUGGACCCCAUCCUGUACCGGCACUGCCAGGGCGACGCGGCGCGUCUUUGCCACACGGUGGGCUGGAACGACACCUCCGAGACCCUGCCGCCCGGGGCCGUGUUCUCCUGCCUCUACCGGCACGCGCACCGCACCGAGUCUCAGGGCCGCCGGUUGUCCCGCGACUGUAAGCACGAGGUGCGCCGCAUCCUGCAGCAGCGUGCCCUGGACGUGCACCUGAACCCCGAGCUGCAGGAGAGCUGCCUGGCCGACCUGGGCAAGUGGUGCUCUGAGAAGCCGGGCAAGGAGCUGGAAUGCCUGCAGGACAAGCUGGACGAGCUGCUGAAGCCGUGCAAGGACAUUGUGACCAACCUCACGGAGAUGGAGUCCGAGGACAUUGAGAUUGAAGCGCUGCUCAUGAGGGCGUGCGAGCCCAUCAUUCAGGCGUACUGCCACACCGUUGCGGAUGACAAGGGUGAAACGGACGACCUGAUGGAAUGCUUGGUGGAGAACAAGCAUCAAAAAGAAAUCAACGAAAAGUGCUACAUCGGCAUUACGCAUUUCCAGCUGAUCCAGAUGAAGGAUUUCCGAUUUUCGUUCAAGUUCAAGACGGCCUGCAAGGAAGACGUUCUCAAGCUGUGUCCGAACAUACGGAGAAAGUCGGACGUGGUGUUUUGCCUGAGCAGCAUGGUGCGCAACGACACGCUGCUGGAGAGCAAGGACCAGCGUGUGUCCGUCAAGUGCCGCAAGCAACUGCGCGUCGAGGAGCUCGAGAUGACGGAGGACCUGCGGCUCGACCCGGAACUGAGUGAAACUUGUGAGCCUGACAUCAAGAAGUUCUGCAAAGAGGCCUCCUUUGGGAAUGCUCAGGUGCUCGAGUGCCUGAAGGACAAGCGGAAAAACCUCAGCCCCAAGUGCCACGAGAAGAUCUUCAAGCGUGAGGAGCAGGAGAUGUCUGAUCCCGAGAUGGACUACACGCUCAUGCGGGUUUGCAAGCAGAUGAUCAAGCGCUUCUGCUCCGAGUCGGACCCUCGCGACAUCAUGCAGUGCCUGAAGCAGAACAAGCACAGCGAGGUCAUGGACCCCAAGUGCAAGCAGAUGAUCACCAAGCGGCAGAUCGUGCAGUACUCAGACUAUCGGCUGAACCCCAUCCUCAAGAAGUCGUGCAAAGGAGACAUCCCCAAGUUCUGCAAGGCUGUGCUGGAGCAGGAGAAGAACGACGAGGAGUUGGAAGGAAAGGUCAUCUCGUGCCUCAAGCUCAAAUACGGCAAACAGCGUAUGUCCAUGGACUGUGAGGACCAGAUCCGCCUUGCCAUCCAGGAGUCUGCUAUGGACUACCGCCUGGACCCUCAGUUGCAAAUGCACUGCGGCGACGACAUUUCGAAGCUGUGCGCCGACGAGGCUGCGGCGCAGGAGCAGGCGGGGCAGGUGGAGGAGUGCCUCAAGAUCAACCUGCCCAAGAUCAAGAGCGAAGGCUGCCGCACGGAGGUCUUCAACAUCCUGCAGGAGAGCAAGGCGGACGUGUUCGUCGACCCCGUGCUGCACACGGCCUGCUCGCUCGACCUCAAGCACUACUGCGGGGGCGUGGCGCCCGGGGAGGGCAAGCAGAUGUCAUGUUUACUCGAAUCACUGGAUGACAAGACAGUCCGUCUGCAGCCCGAGUGCAAGAAGCGGCUGGUCGACCGCAAGGAGAUGUGGGAGUAUGCAGCCAAGGUGGUGCCUCCCGACAGCUUGGGGGAGCUUGCCAAGACGGUCUACGACUCCCCGUCGCGCACGUACUUCCUGAUCGUCAUCCUCGCCACCAUCUGCGUGCUCUUUGCCUUCGGCCUGCUGUGCGGCCGCAUCACCAAGCGCGUGGCGCGCGAUGUCAAGGACAGGUAGAACGCCAGCCAGCCAGCCAGCUCGCUCGCCCAGACCAGUCAACGAUCCUACGCCACGCGUUUGUUGCGUCGAUACACGCCAGCGAUGUGCGUGCGUUUGUUCUCCUUUUUCUGACUCUUUCGUUGUCUACUGCGGUCUCUUCCUUCCUCUUUCCACUGCCGCUGUCUGUUGCUCCUCUCGUUUUCUGCUAUCGCGCUCUCACUGUGUCCGUCUAACUUUAACUUGCUUGCUCGAAGUCUUGCAACACUGUCGCUCAGAGUUGUCACCUCUCUCUCUCUCUCUCAUCUCCUGGGUUCCUUUCUCUUCCGAGCCUCUCUUAUUUUUGCGAGCUCCUGGUUUUUUUGUUGUUGUACUGCGAUAGUCUUUGAGCAUCUCCACAUAGCCCCCCCUUCAUAUCACAGCGCACAUUCCCAUCAGCACUCAGACCGUAGAUCCAAGACAAUUCUUGGAUGGGCGUCUUGUUUCGAUAACUGUGAGCGGUUUGCAGGUAUCUAGCCGGCGGAGUCGUGUUCUUAACUCAAGCUCUGUCUCUGUGUUUAUCUCGUGGACUGAUUGUUAAAAGUGUCACGCUCUUGACGACACAAUUAAUUGACUUCAUCCGAAAUACUUUUUUUUAUUUUUAUUUGUUUAUUUGCCCUUGAAACUGAGAAUGGAGAUUUGUAACGGAAAUGCUGUUUGCGUCUCCCAACCUUUCCCAUGCAGUGUGCAUGUGGUGACAUUGUAGCCAAGCAAAGCUGCGCUUUCAUUUUUGUUUGAAGAAUUCCCUAUUCUUCAGAAACAAUCUGCAAAUCCGGAGCUCUACGUCGCUACAUACUUUUCAAUCGUGCGCAAUUGAAGCGCAAAUAGUGUUAGACGUCACGUUUUUAAUCCACCGCUGGAUACAAAUUGCUGUUGACGUUGUCAGGAGGUGAAAGCGCCAUCGUCUUGGUUGAGCUCGUUUGAGUCGAGCGUGUUGGUUUUCAUGUUCUUGUUUUCCUUGGUUACUCGCAAGAGUUGGUCUUUCAAAAGUGACAGAUAGUUGCGAGUGUAAUUCCGCCUAGGAGUUGGGCGGGUUGGCUUGAUUGUCGCGCUGGAUCUUCAAACGCCUCGCCGGGUGGUGCGUGGCGUUGGCGUUGCUCGUUACGUGAACGUGACAACGAAACGCGAAACGUCGAAACGUCAAAUCGCCGUGUACGGAGUGUUGGUCGAUGGACACGUUCCCCGUGUGUCCCAACAGUUGAGAUUCCCAGCGUAAGAUUAUUCAAUCUUCGGAUUCCCACGUAUUUUUUUUUGGGGGGGGGGGGGGGGGGGCGGGCAUUUAAAUACAUUAGCGAGCAAUACAUUUUUCAACUUCGUUCAAUUAAAUUGGCCGAACGAAUGGACCCCCCUCCCACUCCCCCCCUGCGAGUUACGUAGCCUGCGGUUGUGUCGUUGCAAGCAUAUAAUCAUUCUCCAAUUGUGUCUCGUGCCCUUGGUGUUCAACACAAACGGAUUUGUCCAUCAACCUUACAGAGAGCCAGUGGUUACAUUUUUUUAGGUGGAACUCAGCUUAUCGUAUUGGGAACCAUUCUUGUGUGUGUGUGUACAUAUAAAAGCAAAAAUAUCAUUAGCUGUCAACCCUAUAAUCUUAAGCCAUUCAAACCCAGUUAAGCGAGAAACGGUCUAGUUACUGAUCAUUUAGUUUCAGGGCACAAAUGUACAAACGGGUGUAUUUAAUUCUAAGAAAUGUGGUCAAAAAGGUUCUGUUGGGAUACAAUAAUAUUAUUACUGUUAUUUUUAAUGGCCAGGUGUGAAUUUAAUAAAGUAAUGCGGUUUGUUUGGGAACGAGCAGUCGUCCUUUGGCUUUUUUCUCAUAAUACGAUCGCUCUGAACCACGCACAGAAUCUGCUGUGCAUCCCCCGCCCCAUCGAGUUCGUGGGUCUCCCCCUAUAAUCAAUCGAACCACUGCCCGGAAGCACAAGCGGACGACGUGGAGGUGCAUCGGUGACGUCGCGAACCCGCGCCGUCCGCUUAAAGCGCGUCGGGCCAGUGCAGAGCCCCUCUCUCUCGCUCUCUCUCUCGGUGUCCGCGUUGCCACGAGCUGCUAGGGCUGUAACGACGCGGAGGUGACUGUGGCGCGCACGGUCUACAAAGGUCCGGGGCUGGAGCAAGGGAGGGGGGAGGGAGAGAUGGUUGUGGCUCCUCCGUCCCGCCUGCACCGCAGUCACCUUCCCAACGAUGAAAUUUGCGUAGUUAGUAGUAGUAGUAGCCUCGCUAAGGGGUUGCGUCAGGAGGUGCAAAAAUGUGCGAAGAGUUCAUUCUCGCUAAUGCUGUGACCCCUCGCCUGAUCGGUGACGGCAUGCGUGCCCGGGGACACGUCGGGUUGAAUUGGCGACAGCGAAUCGAGCGUUUGUCGGCGUCGAGCGUCUCAUCGGCCGUUGGGGGGGCGGCUUGUCACAAAUCGAGCGGCGUUGGAAUCGGCGUCGUUCCGGCGACAUCGCCGCCCUCCACUCGGCGACGUGCGGAAGCUCUCUCCGAUGUGCUUCUGGUGUUGCCCCCGCUGUACGUUGUCUCGUCGUUUCGCUUCGCGUGCUGGAGAAAAAUCUCCCCGGCACGUGGAAACGAAACGUCGGACGUAGCGCCGGAAGGCGCUCGGCGCGACCCGAACACGCUUCGGGAGAGCCGCACGGCACAACCGCAAAAGCCUGUUGCGGCGGCGGCGGCGGCGGCGCCAAUAGCCGUGGUGGCGAGCAGCUUCCGUGCGGGAAAUGCCAGUCUUCCCAGAUCGCGAUCGCGUUCCUGCUCCUCUCCCAAGGGAGCCGCGUUGCACCACCGCCUCGUCGGUCAACUGGAGCUCAAUGGUGGUACCCCUUUUUCCACUGGCACGUGAGCCGAGCACAAGGCCCCGGUGACGCGGCUGGUUUUCCACCGGCUUUCCAUGCCGUGCCGAGCCAGAACCAAACCACGAUACGCCGGACUUGCAAGACGUGUGAAUCUGGCUCCGUUGCAAGUCGGGCCAGGGGCUAACGCUAAUGGCACGUUUACUGCGUGCCACGUAGGUCCGGUACACUGCGAGGGCACGCGCAGCGUCGCUGCAUCCCCCAGUCGCAUCUCAACCCGUUCAUUACAUGCACCAUCAGUAGCGUACCGCUUGGCUCUGCUUCGUUGGAAAAAUUCAUUUCUGGCAACCACCUAAGCGGCGCUCCGGGCUCGCGCAGCGCACGGCCCUGGCACGCUCUCGGUGGUGCAGUGGAACAGAGGCACCCGCCGCAGGGCAGCGCUCGUGCUCGCACUCUCCCGUUGGCACCGCGCGCCACCGCGUCCGGCAACUCCCGGCGACGCGCAGUGGCGUGCGCGCUUGUUGGCAGGCGUCCACCGCGCUCCCCGGUCAGUCUCGCAUCGCCCCCCUCCACCCCCAAAAAAUAAAUGGUCUGAGCCGCGAUAAUGCAUCUUAUGCACCACCUUCCCUACCACCACAGAAAUGCUGUUGUUACCCUGAAUGUAAGAAACAAGCUAUUUGGCUGAAUUAAGGCACUCUGUGGUACUGUGAACCUUUAGCUUUUGAAUGCUUGCCGCAUAAAGAUACUUUGUUUUCCAGAGUGAUGAUAAUGAAUUUAGAGUGAUCUUAAUGGAGAUAUCUUUAAUUUUUCAAUAUUUUGUAGCAACCACGUAUUAUUACGUGGUCACAAUUUGCUAUUUAAUGCGUGAUUUUUUAAAUAUAUAUAAACCCUCCACCCACCACUCUCGCCUCCACUCGUUGAUUCCUAAUCAUUCAAAGUAGGAAUGCUUUCCAAUCUGGGAAUUCUGGAAUUUUAUACUGGCUUGGUAAAGCGGUCUGGGUACGGAGAGGGCUCUCAAGCGGAAGUGUAAUUUUCGGCUGAAUGCUGAACGUUGGUCUGUUUCGUUUGUUAUUUUUCACGUCUCGAUUCGGUGUGCGUGUGCUCGCUCGGUUGUUUACUAUGAUUUCGGGGUGGGGGGGGGGGUAUAUCGGAUGGGGGACGGGUCGGACACAAAUUAUAUUCAACGUGGGGGAGGGGGGGCAGUCGUUGACAAUUAUUUUUUGCAUGACUCAGCUGUGAAAUAAAAAAAAGAAUCUCUGGGUUUGAUAGCUGUGUUUUUAUUGUCAUCAUGAUUAUUCACUAAGAGUGAACUGUUGGCCACGAGCCUUGAAACCAGUUUGAGUAUGGUAUGCCAUUCGUGGCUCGUGAGUGAAAAUACACGGCUCGAUGUUGCUCAUGAUGAGAUGUGUAAAUACUGUUUGUCCCCAACUGGUUUGAAGUGUCGCGUACGGAGCGCCUGAGCAGCCAUCGCGGCCUCUGGCAUCGAAACAUCUCGGCGGUUUUUUUGUUGUCGUGGCUUCGUGCGACUUCACAGCGAGGAUUUUGUAUCAUCCCUAAUUGGCGUCGGGACCGAUGUCGCGUUUAAGCUAGCAAGUGGGGAGUGAUGUGCUAUAAGGUGAGAGCAUCACAAAAAAAUACAUUCAAACGGUAUCAGAACAUGUGAGUGGCUGGCUUCAUAAACGCUGCAAGAAAAUAAAAUGUUUUACUAAA